Molecule: messenger RNA, 874 nt
Organism: Pocillopora verrucosa
Lineage: Eukaryota; Metazoa; Cnidaria; Anthozoa; Scleractinia; Pocilloporidae
Product: somatostatin receptor type 4-like
Biological process (GO): G protein-coupled receptor signaling pathway; cellular response to hormone stimulus
Cellular component (GO): plasma membrane
Molecular function (GO): peptide binding; G protein-coupled receptor activity
Source: RefSeq, a predicted model, not a curated record
GGUACAUUCAAGUUCUUGAAUGAAUGCUGUCCUGUUAGCAAUUUUUCUUCUACCGGUUGGUGUUAUUGGGAACCUAAUGGUCAUUGUAGUCGUAAGAAAGAGGCGAUAUCUUCAAACCAAGACGAACUUCUUACUUGCAAAUUUGGCGGCGUGUGACUUGGUGGCAAAUAUUCUUGGUUACACAUGGGGAGUAGCGUCCGCUUUUCCCAUUCCAAACAUGACCCUGGGUGUUAUAAUUUGCAAGAUUAACUCAAUUUAUCCUGCUGCAUCUGGGUGUUCUGCCUUUAUACUGACUAUUAUCGCUCUGGAACGUUAUAGCGCUAUCGUGAAACCACUGAACACUCGCUUCAAGUUAAAAAAACGGACCCUUCGCUAUUUUAUCUUGGCUAUUUGGAUUUUUGUCCUAGCUGCUGUGAUUCCUUUAGUGUACUUCGCUGACUACAAUGUUGGUUCGACUUACCGCUGUGGUAGAACUUGGGGUACAACUGCCAAAGCCACAUUCUGGACAACUGGGUUUAUAAUUUUUAUUGUGGUCCCUCUUAUAGUUAUGUUGUUCUGUUAUGUUCAAAUAAUACGCGCGCUGUAUUUCGGGACAAGGAUUGUGCCGAUGAAUAUCCCAGCUGAAGUUGAUGCAAGGGAAAAGAAAAGAGUAAUACAUCUAUCCAUUAUAGUGACUGUCGUGUUCAUUGUUACCUACUUACCGUUUGCAAUUGUUAAAGAACUUGAGAUGCGUAUUUCUUUAUCGAACAGAGUGAUAGCUUUUUCACUCCUAUCUGUACUUCUCUCUUCUAUCUUAAAUCCAUUUAUUUAUGCUUUCCAAAGCUCUAACUACCGCCGGGCCUUUAAAGAGAUUAUAUGUUUAAUACAGAGAUAG